ACACCUGUAUAUCAAGUUUCACUACAUUUUCUUGGUUAUUGAAAAUGCUUAGCCUAGCAAGUUAUACAAGGCAACCCCAAUGUUGUAACAUGAAUUACAUCCCAAGUUCACAACUUCUUUCCAAGAUUCCUCCAACCCACUGGUUUUUCCACUCAAAUAAACUGACCCAUGCAACCAUUCCUUCUCUUCUAUGGCAAAAAAGAACUGGGCUGUCCCUAUCUGCACUCAAGAAUGAGGUAGAAGUGGAAGAAAUUGACAAUCUUGAUGAUGAUGACGAUGUUGAUGUGGAUGAUUUUAUUGGUGAUGAGGAUGAUGAUGAUGAGGUGAUUAUGCCGUUAAGAAAUAUGAAGAAGUGGUUAGAACACAAGCCUAAGGGGUUUGGAGUUGAUAAAGUGUAUGAUACUGCAGUUGAAGAUAAGCUGAUGGAAGAAAUUGAGCAGAGUAGAAAAGCUCAGCUUGCUAAUAUUAAUAAGCUUAAAAAUAAUCCUGUUAAUGCAAGUGCCAAAAAUGUUCAGCAGGAUAAAGUUGUUCAGGAUGGACUCCGCGUGCGCUUGGUCAAUCUUCCAAAGAAAAUGAACAUUAAUAAAGAUCUGCGAGUGGCUUUCAAAGGAGUUUCAGGAAUAGCUAACAUUGUUCCAGUUGUGACCGGGAACAAGAAGACCAGGAAUCCUAUUUGCAAAGGCCUGGCCUAUAUUGACUUCAAGUCUAAGAAUGAAGCACAAAGAUUUGUGCAAAUGUUUUCUGGACGAAGUAUAAGUUUUGGUAAGGUUCAGAAGCAAAUAAAGUGUGAGAUGAUAAAUCCCGGAUCACACAAGUCCAAAACUAUACAGUCAGUUGAUGAAAUCAAGUAUGCUCCUGAACAAGAAAAACCUGAUCUGCACGGAGACCAGGAUGAUGAUUUUGACGCAGAUUUCCUCUCGGAUUCAGAGGAAAACAUCUUCAUUGACGAUGAUGUCCCGGAGGUGGAUGAUUUAUCAGCAGACACGGAUGAUUAUGUAGAAAAUUCAGAAACGUUAUGUGCAGAGUCCACUUCGGGUGAUGAGCAGGAUGUUCGAGAAGAGACUGAAUCCUCAGAACAAAAGAAAGUUGAAGCAAAGGAGAAGAAGAAGCAGAAAAAGCCUAAGCAAAAAAAAGAGAUGGUCUCAAAAUUGAACGUUCCAGGAUCUGCGCGCAAGUUAAAAAUUAAGGAUAAAGCUGUACUCACUGGCGUCUUAUCCAAAUAUGCACAAAAGAUACCUUCUUGACUGUGAAAAACACAGAGCUAACAAUGGCCAGCAUUUGCAUUUCUGUAGCGACGGUACCUGGGUUUAUUGUUACUUCAUAGUCGUAGCAGUUCAUUUUUGUAGAUUUAUUAUUCACUUCAAUAUUCAGGUAAGGUUUGUUGAUUUCUUGUUUGUACAUGUUAAGUGUCUGAAUUAAGUAAUGGAAAUAAAUUGUGUGUUGAUGUGUA
Messenger RNA from Capsicum annuum, 1450 nucleotides. RefSeq lists its product as uncharacterized. The transcript has 4 exons. The coding region runs from base 45 to 1244 and encodes 399 amino acids. Gene Ontology annotation, molecular function: RNA binding. NCBI's taxonomy places the organism in Eukaryota, Viridiplantae, Streptophyta, Magnoliopsida, Solanales, Solanaceae. The record is from RefSeq and is a predicted model, not a curated record.